UAAAUCCCAUCUCCCAUAUCUCCCCUGCGCCUACACACAUUUCAUCCCUCUCUAUUCCAAUACUCCAGCCAUGUCUCUUCACAUCCACCAGCUCUGCAUCUGCUAGCAAAAAAGUAAGUUCCGCAACAGAAGAGAAAACGGCCACUCUGCAUUCCUCCGUCGAAGCUCGUCGCCUUGGUGGCAGGAGGUGACUUAUUAACUGCAUCUGCAUCACCAUGGACUUCGCCGUGAACGCGGCGCUGUGGGUGGUUGGCAAGGCGUUGGCACCCGUCACGGACGGCCUGCUUGAGUCAUGGGCAGCUAGCGCUGGGCUGGGAGCUAACAUCGACGCCCUCAAGAUGCAGCUCCUCUACGCACAAGAGAUGCUCGACAAUGCACAGGGUAGGGACAUCCGGAGCCCUGCGCUCAAGGAGCUUCUGCAUAAGCUGCGGGAGCUGGCAUAUGGUGCCGACGACGUGCUAGAUGAGCUCGACUACUUCCACAUCCAGGACGCGCUCGAGGGCACCUGCCAUGCUGCCGAUUUGGAUGCCUAGAGCUGCGUUGACAGUCUCGUCAUCAAUGCCCGCCACACUGCCAAGGCUGUGGCCGAUAAACUAAAGUGCUCAUCAUCCUCUACCCGUGCUGAUCCCGACGAUGAGGAAGAUGGUGGCGAACGAGGAUGCCUCUCUUGUUGGGGAACGUUGCAGAAAAUUAAAAUUUUUCCUAUGUUUCACCAAGAUCCAUCUAUGAGUUCAUCUAAGCAACGAGUCAA
This is a messenger RNA of Triticum dicoccoides, 751 nucleotides long. RefSeq lists its product as uncharacterized. The record is from RefSeq and is a predicted model, not a curated record. Lineage: Eukaryota; Viridiplantae; Streptophyta; Magnoliopsida; Poales; Poaceae. The transcript has 2 exons. Bases 216 to 533 code for a protein of 105 amino acids.